AUGAUGCCACUAGCAUAUUAUGAUCAACACUUUGUGCCAUUAGAACACUCUUACCAACUGGCAACAACUAGCUCAUUAACACAUCAAUACACAGAUGAAAAACUAAGUCAACCCAAUAACCAAUCUGUGGUCAGAGUACAAUCCCAUAGUAAUAACCUUGCAGCACCUCCACUAAGCUCUAAACAGAAGGUGCAGAGAUGCUCUGUAUUGCCCUCUGCCAAGUCUCAGGACACAAUUUCACUGGAUUUCUAUAACAGGGUUCUGAAAUCACCAUUGUCUCAUUCCAGACGUCAGGCUACACCUCUACACCUCCACUGGAGAACUUCACUGUGGCCUAAUAAGACAGACCUGAGCUCACCUUUGUCCCACCCCAAACCUCAGAUAACAUCGUCAGUUGACCUCACCGAGACAUCAUCACUGGAGCCCUAUCAAACAGCCUGGAGCUCACAUUUACUGUUUCCCAAACCUCAGAAUACAUCUUCCCUAGACCUUUGCUGGACAUCACCUUCACUGAAGUAUAACCAAAGAGUGUCAAGUUCAUCAUUAUAUGCCCUCAAACAUCAAGAAACUCCUUCCUCAGACUACUUACAGACAUCAUCACCUUUGGAAUCUAGUAAAAGAGCUUUUAGCUCAGCAUUACCUCAGUCUAAGCCUCAGAAAGCAUCUUCUUUGGACAGCCUUUGGACAUUGUUAUUAGAACAUAAUCAAAGAACUUGUAGUUCACAAUCAGUCAACUCUACACCUCAAACAAAUGAUUUGCUUCAGACAUCACCUUCUUUGGAGCCCAGUCAAAUGACUCUGAGCUCACCAUUACCUGACUCCAGACCUCAGACAACAGCUGUAUGGAGCUCUAAUUCCAGUGUUCUGAGAUUACCGCUGUCUAACUCAAAACCAAGGAAAUCACCUUUACCGCAUUCUGUCCACCAGUCAAAGAGUUUGCCAGUGCUCCAGCCCAAAUCUCAGACAGUGCUUACACUUGAUCGUGACUUCAGAACCCUGAGAUCACCAGUUUAUCACUCCAAGUUUCAGAAUACCACUUCACUAAAUGACAAACACAAAGCCAUAGAUCUUUCUUCACCUCAACCCAAACCAAAUGUCUCAGGUCAAUCAUUUUUAAGCUCCAAACACUGCAUCAGGAACAUAGCUGCUGUAACACUGGGCUCCAGACUGCAGAGUCAAAGCAGUUUUGAUCUUUAUGAAAAGACAGAAUCAAGUAAAGAAAUUCCAUGGAUUUUCGAUUAUGUUUAUCCCUGCAUUGUUAAAGGUGGAACUGUCCCUGGUGAUGUUGUAAAUAAAAUUGUCAAUUCUCUCUCAAAGACCAGAAUCCAGAAGGAUCUCUGUAGGCAGAUUCUCUUUCGAAGGAUGAGGGGGAGGCCAAAUCCCCAUCCUGGUCCCCGCCUUUCAUCAAGUUAUAUGGUUUGUUUAGCUUGUGCUUCCUGCAUAAAAUCUCAGUGUAACCAUCUUACAGGAAGGAAAGAUCCUCGUGCUGCAACACUCUUUGUCAUACCAACACCUGAGCCCACUUCUGAGGGCAAAACAGAGGUGAAACUAGCUUUUAUCCUUUCCCUACCAGAGACUACUUUGUCGUCUUGUCUCCCACCCUCUGUGAAAGAAAAUCAGCCUGAUGAAGACCCUGAAGAAAACCUUGAAGAAGCGGAGAAGAUAUCACAACUUUCCCCUACAUCGGAACCUGAUCUUCUCCAGGCAGUUGAUAUGAAGAAAACAUGGCCACCAGGAGCCCCUGAAAAUCAAAUUGUAAGCCAACAGCCCCAGGCUGUUGACUGGCUGCUCUAUGUUAAGAAAAGUAGUAAUCCUCAGUCACAGUCCCUGCUGCCGUCCUCUUCCUCCUCCGCAUCUUCUUCAUCCUCCUCUUCUUCAUCUUCCUCUUCCUCUUCUUCCACCGUACCUGUACCCACUUCACCCCCUCCUUUGAAAGAGUCCACCACAUCUACCCUCUCAGGCUGUGUGUUCACUAAGGUACAUAGUUACCACAGGCUGCCUCCAGGGGUCUCCUGGCUUGAGUUUAUAUGUAGUAAAAAUCACCAGCCAAUUCUUGGAAAACCACAUCAAAGUCAAUCACCACCUUCUAAAACAAGGCCUGUGAGGAAUUGCACCACAGUAAAAAGGAGAAAGGGGCCAAAGAUACUGUUCAAAAUUUUCCAGACAAAGGUUCAGAAUGAGAGACAUCUUGAUUAAAUUUAACUUUUUUGUUUCUUUGAAAGCAAUUGACCUCUUAGUUCUUUAAC
Vicugna pacos (alpaca) is the source of this 2246-nucleotide messenger RNA. It is a transcript of the gene CSNK2A2IP, whose product is annotated as casein kinase 2 subunit alpha' interacting protein. The record is from RefSeq and is a predicted model, not a curated record. NCBI's taxonomy places the organism in Eukaryota, Metazoa, Chordata, Mammalia, Artiodactyla, Camelidae.